AUGACCACCCUGUCGCCUCCCGCCUCCCCGCAGCCUGCGCAGCUACACCCCCAACGGCCGCGCGCAGUUUCCUCCAUGAGCCAUGCCUCAACCAGUUCGAGGAAGAGCAAAUCGUCGAACAAACUCGAAAUGCUUGAGAGUCCCCGCGACAAGAAGAGGUUCAACGCCGAAAGUAAGGCAGAUCCGACUGCUGCGCUCAAUGAAGCCACUCCAGGUGAAAUUGCUCAACAACAUUCGAACCUCGAUAGUCUGCGGCGUACACAAUACAAGGAUCAGGAUGGUAAUGUUAUCGCUGAUCCUGACCGGUCCAAUCCCACACGCCCUAGAUUGGAGCGUCCCCUCGACACUAUCCGGUCAUUCAACGCGGCUGCAGAGGGCACUGCAUCGCGUCGAAGCUCAUCAUACGGCAAUAGACCUAUCUCACAAUACGGCAGUCCUGACGCCGGUCACUCACGUCAAGGAAGCUAUUACAGCUCCCCUGGAUUUGGUCCCAGAAACUACAACUAUAAUCGCCCGACUCCCGGUGGUGGAUACUAUCGGAACAAUUCGAAUGGCUACCUCAAUCAACAAGGGGCCUCAUUCGAUGAAAAUGCCGAAUAUCAAUAUCAAGACCACUACCGCCCACCCCCGCCCCGCCCUGGCCCGGGCAUGCGCAAUAUGAACGGCGGCUCGAACCCGUAUUAUGGCAACGGUCAUCCUACUGAGCAACCCAUGUCGGUCCACUCCCAUCAGCAGUCUUAUGAGACCAUGACAUCCGGAUCUGAUGAGAACGGCAAGUCCACGAAUCCCAGUUCGCUUAACAGCUCGUAUGAUCAAUUGCACAUGAUGCAUCCCCAUCUUCGCAAGCAGGACAACUAUUCGCAACAAUAUCAGUCACAGUACGAUAAUGAGAUGAGCUUUGCGCCAGUAUCGCCGGUCUCUCCACAACUGCCACAAAGCUCUUCCUUUAGCAACGGCAAUAUGACCGACAGCGCCGGCCCCGGAUAUUACGGCAAUGGUCAUCAGAAUGGAGGGAACUACUCCUCUCAUCAGCAGCAGCAGCCCAUGCCCCCACCUAAAGAUUCACAAGCUGGCUUUGCACGUCGGCCGAUCAACUUGAACUCUCCGCCAGCUGCGCCGAGCAGCGGCGCGAAUGGUGGUAGUGGAAGUCCGAACAAAGGCGAUAGCACCAAGAGGCAGAGUUGGCUGAGCAGGAAGUUCUCCAGGAAGGAGAAAUAA
This is a messenger RNA of Cyphellophora europaea CBS 101466, 1218 nucleotides long. RefSeq lists its product as uncharacterized. The coding region runs from base 1 to 1218 and encodes 405 amino acids. The record is from RefSeq and is a predicted model, not a curated record. Lineage: Eukaryota; Fungi; Ascomycota; Eurotiomycetes; Chaetothyriales; Cyphellophoraceae. The transcript is spliced from 5 exons.